AGUGGCUCCCCUCACUCCAAACGCGCUGCAUCUCUCCUUUCCAAGAAAACUCCUCCAGACUUCAGGAAGCCUUCGGAUUGCUAUGUUUGGAUGUACCGACAAAUAUUACAGACCAUUGAAAAGAAGGAUAGCUGGAGUUUAGGUUGUUUUAUCACGCCGAUACGCGUCGACUCGAGAGAUUUAUCCGAUAGUUUUGGACGCGACGCUCAGGACGCGCGUAAUGGAUCGAUAGUACCAACUUUUGGGAGUGUUAACAAGCUCCUCUAGCGACUGUGAAACUGCUGUUUUUCUGGAUUAAAGAGAGUUUAUCAAGUAAACAGAGUUUCAGAUCCACGCGCGCUGUGAUGGAUGGAGCGGUUCCCUUUAUAUUGAUGGUGCUGCUGCUUUUCUCUGGAGAUGUUUGGAGCGCCUCGUAUCCUCAGCGGUAUAACCUGUACGCGGGGGCGCAGACGCAGACGCACACGCAGUCUUUAAACGGGGCGAGAGCGGCGAGCAGACACAGAAACUGGUGUGCGUAUGUGGUGACCAAGACGGUGAGCUGUGUGGUGGAGGACGGGGUGGAAACUUAUGUGAAGCCUGAUUAUCAGCCAUGUUCCUGGGGUGCUCAGUGUGCUCGUGUUGUUGUAUAUAGGACAUACAUGAGGCCCAGAUACAAGGUGGCUUACAAAAUGGUAACGGAAAUGGAGUGGAAGUGUUGCCAUGGAUACAGUGGAGAUGACUGCAAUGAUGGACCAAACGGGGGAUCUAACACUCAGAUCUCAACAGUCAGACCUUGGCCUAAACCCUCACAACCAGGACAAACUGGAGCUGGUACUGGUCAGGGACAAAGUGGGGGAAAUGGGAGAGGUGACAAUGAAAAGAUGAAACAACUGGAGGACAAAAUCCAGCGGUUGACCAAAGACUUAACUGACCUUCAGUCAUCACUGCGUGGGAUGAAUGAAAAAUUCCAAGAGGAGAUGACUAAACCAGGUUUCAACGGUGGCAAGACGCCAGCUGAUGCAGCCCAGCCAGAAAUGAAAGAGACCAUCCAUAACAUUCAGACCAAGUUGGACCAGCUCGACAACCGGACACAAGCUCAUGACAAGACUCUAGUCACGAUCAACAACCAUCUAGUGAACGGGAAAGGAGGCAAUGACCUGGAAGAAGAAGGAGUUGGGGGAAGCAGGUUCAAUACUUUAAAGGAGGAGAUCCUCAGAGAACUUGAACUUCGAGUGACGCUCUCCUGUUCCGCCUGUCAAACUGGGGUUGAAGAUCUUAGACGUCAACAGCAACAAGAUCGAGAGAGGAUCUCUGGUCUAGAAAAGCAGAUUAAUGCAAUUGACCAACGCUACCGCCAGACGAUUGACGGCUUACGUAGAGACCUCAGUCGAUCUCAGGGCUGCUGUGACACGGUGGUGGACUUUAGAGAAAGACUAGAUGACAUGGACAGGAAGAUAAGCUCCACAUCAGAGGCCUAUGACAAGCUGCAGGACCGUCUGAACAGGGAACCCGUAGGACCUGGAGGAGGUGGACAUUUUGGAGGAGGCGAUGGACAAGCAGAAAUCCCCGAUGUGACGGAUUAUCGGAGUAUCUUCAAUGAUCGUCUACAGGACUUGGAGAGGCGUCUGAACAACACAAUAACGAGGACGGAGGAGAAUUGCGCUUCUCUGGAAACUAAGAUACAGGGCUCAUUCCAGCAGGAGCUCAGAAAUCUUCGGAAUGAAUUCAAUAAUCGUUUUCAUGACCAAGACCACAGGAUUGUUGAGAUAGACCUUGAUGUAGGACUGGUGAAGGAAACCGUAUUCGAUCUUGAUAAGCGCUUGUCUCGGCUGGAGAAUACAACAUCCUUUGUCGACAGAAAGUUAAGCGAAUGCUCAGCAUGCUCUGCGUCAGUUCCUGGGUCGAGUUCAGGGGUUGGCACUCCGAAUCCAGAUGACACGGUGAAGGCUUUGGAAUGGAGAGUCAUUGCAAAUGAAGCUGAGAUCAAGAGGUUUGACACAAGGUUUAGGGAUCUCUCCGUAUCUGGUGACUCUCUUGAGGAUCAGGUGAUCAAUCUCACCCACGACGUUCGCAAGAUCAAAGCGCUAACUGGAGACAAUGGGGAGAACUUAAAUAGAAUCGUCAAUGAGAUCGAGAACUGUGAGGUUUGUAGCACCGUUGAAGAUGACCUGAAGAAACUCAAGAACAUCACAAACCAUGCCAUGGAUAGAUGGCAAAGGGAAUUUAACUCCAUUAAAGGUCAAUUUGAAUCUGGUCAGACCGGCUGUGGAGACGUUUGUCCAGGUUUGCAAGUCAAGAUGGAUCAGUUGAAAAAGGAAGUAAAGACAUGCUGCAGUCACCAUAAUAUCACGUUGACCACUCCUACAGGGACUGAUUCAGGAACAGGUCAUCUGGAUGAUCCACAAAAACCACUGGAUGGCAUAAGCGUCAUAAGCACAAACAGUGGUGACCUCAGUUCCAUCCGUAGAGAAUUGUCUGAGGUCAUUGUGACCUUCAGUUCCAUAAAAGACAGGCUGAAAGUUUUAGAGCAGAUGGACCAGAAACACGACAGCGUAGUUACCGACCUGGGAAACACCAAAGACAAAAUCAUUUCUGAAAUCGACAAGAUCCAGCAGGAAAUGACAGAGCACAUUGAAGAUAGCAGGAUACGCUUUGACAAUGUGGACCGGGACGUACGACGCUACGUGGUCGAGAUGGGCAACUGUAAAAGGGGCGGCGAUGGUCUGGAUAAGAGGCUCUCUAAACUUGAAAUGUUUUUUGGCCGGCUUGACUCUGUCUCAGACAAUCUGCAGAAGAUCAAAGACGGCUUGAACAAACACGUGUCCAGCUUGUGGAGCUGUGUCAGUGAUCUAAACAACACAGUGAACUCAAACAGCGCGUUCAUCGAAGUCAUCAAGAAUAUACAUCUAGAUGGUAUCUAUGUCAGUAUCGAGGGACUUAGUUCCUCAAUGGACUACAUCCAAGAGGAGUUCGAGAGGUUGUCUAAGAAAAAUUCCACAGGUUUACCUGGACCACCAGGUCCCCCUGGUCCACAGGGACCUCAAGGUAGAGAUGGAUCGCCAGGUAAAGAUGGACCUCCAGGUAUUCUAGGCUUACCUGGGCCAAAAGGACCUCCUGGUCUCAGAGGAGAGCAAGGUCAGGCUGGAGCAGAUGCAGAUAUACCCCGUAUGUCCUUCUCGGCUGCUCUCACAUAUCCUAUGGUUACAUCUGGAACUAUCAUUUUUGAUAAGAUAUUUGUGAAUGAAGGAAACUUUUACAAUCCAAGAACAGGUAUCUUUACAGCACCGAUGGAUGGACGUUACUUCUUUAGCGCCGUCCUGACGGGCCACAAAAAUGAGAAGAUUGAAGCUGUGCUUUCAAAGUCUAACUACGGCAUGGCUCGCGUAGACUCGGCGGGUUACCAGCCAGAGGGGUUGGAAAACAAACCCAUGGCCGAGGCCAAACCUACACCAGGCUCACUGGCGGUCUUCAAUGUCAUCCUACCCCUUCAGGUGGGAGACACGGUCUGCAUAGACCUGGUCAUGGGCAAACUGGCUCAUUCGGUGGAGCCUCUAACUAUCUUCAGUGGCGCUCUUCUAUAUGAAAUUUAGGGGCCUAUUUAAGGGGCUCUUUGGGUGGGCCGUCUUGACCGAGCACUGAGGCUUAUCAGACUCUGACGACCAGCAAACUACGGGACUAGGACAGGACACUUAAUGACACUUAAGCAGCCUGGGAAAGCGAUGCAAACCUACUCUUCAAACCUAUGGAUGUUGUUAGACCUCCGAUGAACUCUGCGAAUAGAGGACAUGAUUGGAAAUGGAGGAACUAUUGCCCUUGAUAUGUAAUCCUAACCCACAUUUUGGUGAAGUUGUAACAGAUACUACUGCGGGUUUGUGCGACCAAAGUUUUUGUUGAGAUAACUCAUGUCUGUGAUUCAUAUUGCAUUAAAGUAUGAAUUGUUUCUCAUGCACCGAU
Molecule: messenger RNA, 3933 nt
Organism: Triplophysa dalaica
Lineage: Eukaryota; Metazoa; Chordata; Actinopteri; Cypriniformes; Nemacheilidae
Gene: emilin1b
Product: elastin microfibril interfacer 1b
Exons: 8
Coding region: 345-3569 (1074 amino acids)
Molecular function (GO): protein binding
Source: RefSeq, a predicted model, not a curated record